CGCCAAGAUCGCAAAAGUUGAAACAAAAAAGUUGGGGAAUUGAGUCAUAAAAGUUUUCAGUUUUUGUGCCACUGGAUUAUUGACGGCAUGAGACUCGGAUACCGGACAAACAUGAAUAGGCUACGUAGUUGCUUCGUUUUAACCAUUUCAGUUAUCCUCGCUUAUACAUCGUAUAUAACAGAGGUUAAGGCACUACCAACCGAAAGCUCAUCAAAUCCAUGGCCUAGUUUCCCUCGCAGAAAUGUAGCCGCUCUUGCCAGGGAUGGGUAUCUCAAAAGCGUUGCUAAUGGUUACAAACGAAGUAUUUCAACAUUAGCCAAGAAUGGUAUGCUUCCUACUUAUAGGGCUCCUUACAGCGAUUCAGACAAACCAGAGCAAGAAGAUGAAGAAUCGCACGAAAAGAGAAACUUAGCGUCUAUAGCCCGCCUUCGAAGUUAUUCGGCAAUGAAGAGGAACAUCCAAGCAUUGGCUAGAGAUGGCUUCCGCUUUGGAAGAACCCAAUACGGUCAGCCAAAUGAUAAACGUAACAUUGCUGCUCUGGCACGAAAUGGAUUGAUUCAUAAACGGGACGAAUUAGCGGGAGACGAAUAUUAUUAUCCAUUUUACCAGAACUCUGUGCCACCGCUCUCCGAAAUGGAUGGGCCGCUUGACUUCAACGAAAUAUACGAUUAUCAACAAUCCAUCAAUCCAGAUGUAUAUCCACCAUUGCAACAAGUAUUCAAAAGAAGCGACGCCGCAUCAAUUGAUUACAUGAAUAAAUUUGAGAACGAUGCUGACGAUGCUAAUUGGUACUUUAAAAGAGGAGUAGUUGGUAUGCCCGUACAUGGAUUAUAUCGACCGAUGUUCAUUGAUUCCAAUAGCCCAAGAAACAAACGAUCAAUUUUUUCAAUUCCCGAUGUAAUUGAUCGUAAUGAUAUUACCCUGGAUACCGAGGAUUACGACACUGGCAAUGAUGAUAAGCGAUCUGUUGAUGAAGAGAUGCUUGAAAAUUUCGAAAAACGUCAUAUUGGUUCCUUAGCUCGGUUAGGUUGGUUACCGUCAUUUAGAUAUUCGGGUGGACGGUACAGUAGGUCUGGAAGGGGUCGAUUUCUAUUCCCUAAUCAGAUGGAAAGGAAGCAUUCCUAUGACGAGAAUUUCGGGUCUCGGGAAUAUCUCGUUGAUUCCGAAGCUAGCACACUCGUCGAUCCAAACGACGCCGACAUACCGUCGCCGCCAGUAUCUGCUCACUCGCACCCGACCGGCCGGUACCUCCACAGAACGCUAAACGACCUCCCCAACGAUAUCCCCAACUCAAUGUCUUCCGCCACAUCACACGCGAAACCUUCCACCGAUCCAUUCACCAAAAACCGCUGGCCACACAAUAAAGCAGCACCAAAGUUCUACUACUUUCGAUCGCUGAAAGUGCCAUACCAUUCGUCAGGAAAACGAUAUCUAUUACUACCCGCGGUAGACAAUAUCCUCUUGAGGAAAACCUACAACAAUAGUUUGCCGAGCCGACGUAAAAAUCAGUAGCUAUGCCGCUGUCCGCUGGGUGAAGCUAAGAUGCGAUCGCCUUAAGAAGUUAAAGGGAGCACAAAAUAAUUUUUCGAUUUGCACACAAAUAGGAAGAUAAUUGAAGUGCUCACUUUUACUUCUUGUCACUAAUAUCUUAUUCACGCCAACGGAUAUUUUGGAAAUAUAUUAAUAUUGUAUAUUAAAACACAAUAUCAUAACGGGAUCAUGGAUCAAAAUUAAAAUAGACAAUAAAGUAGAUAAUAAUUAUUUUCUCAAUGUUGUGAUUAUGACCUAAUAUUACGUUCAGAUUUAAG
This is a messenger RNA of Zerene cesonia (dogface butterfly), 1808 nucleotides long. It is a transcript of the gene Nplp1, whose product is annotated as neuropeptide-like precursor 1. The record is from RefSeq and is a predicted model, not a curated record. The coding region runs from base 88 to 1512 and encodes 474 amino acids. The transcript is spliced from 6 exons. NCBI's taxonomy places the organism in Eukaryota, Metazoa, Arthropoda, Insecta, Lepidoptera, Pieridae.